Cynoglossus semilaevis (tongue sole) is the source of this 1230-nucleotide messenger RNA. RefSeq names its product ribonuclease H2, subunit A (gene rnaseh2a). The transcript is spliced from 9 exons. The record is from RefSeq and is a predicted model, not a curated record. Gene Ontology annotation, biological process: mismatch repair; DNA replication, removal of RNA primer. Lineage: Eukaryota; Metazoa; Chordata; Actinopteri; Pleuronectiformes; Cynoglossidae. Gene Ontology annotation, molecular function: RNA-DNA hybrid ribonuclease activity; RNA binding. Bases 133 to 1053 code for a protein of 306 amino acids. Gene Ontology annotation, cellular component: ribonuclease H2 complex.
GAGCAAUAUCGCCGUUUUAGACCCCACACCAAGUGGGGGCGGUAAUGCACCUUUGUUUUUAAGAAGAGAAGAAGAACUUCUUCCUGCGGCGCGAAAUCAACAAUAAGAGGACAGCAACUUGGUUAAAGAACAAUGGAUCUGAGUCCCUUUGAGGCAGACAACUCUGUAAGUUGUCGACUAAGCUCCCAGAUCCCAGAUGUUUGCAAGACUGAGGACUGCUGCCUGGGCAUUGAUGAGGCGGGCAGGGGCCCUGUUCUCGGACCAAUGGUGUACGGGAUAUGUUUCUGUCCAGUGUCCAAAAAGGAAGACCUUAAGAACUUAAAAGUAGCCGAUUCAAAGACCCUAUCAGAAGACGAAAGAGAAAACCUAUUUCAGAAACUGGAUGAAUCUAGCAGUUACGUGGGCUGGGCGUUACAGAUUCUGUCUCCUAACACCAUCUCUACAAGCAUGUUACAAAGGACAAAAUACAACCUGAAUGCUCUUUCACAUGAUACAGCGAUCGGUCUGGUUCAGUAUGCCUUAGACAGUGGAGUACAACUCAAGGAGGUUUACGUCGACACUGUUGGCCCAGCAGAGAAAUAUGAAGAGAAACUCUCCCAGAGAUUCCCAGGUAUCACUGUGACCGUGAGGCCAAAAGCUGACUCCCUCUUUCCUAUUGUCAGUGCAGCGAGUAUCUGUGCCAAGGUUGCAAGAGAUCGUGUUGUAAAAGGUUGGAAGUUCACCGAGGACCUGGGAGAAGUUGACACAGAUUAUGGCUCAGGAUACCCAAAUGAUCCCAAGACUAAAGCGUGGCUGCUAAAGUACCUGGACCCAGUGUUUGGUUAUCCUCAAUUUGUCCGAUUCAGCUGGAGCACUGCCCAAACGCUGAUGGACAGCAAGGCCGUGAGCAUUAACUGGGAUGAUGAGGAGGAGGACGGAGAGAAGAGUGCACGGAAGCAGAAAAACAAAUCCAUGUUGUCAUACUUCAGUGCUGCAAAUGGAAGUGAUGACCAAAACCACCAGACACAUCGGUUCUUCACUGACCGGAAGCUGAAAAGCCCUUGCACGCUUUAAAAACCUUAGAAGACGGUGUCAGUGAUCUUCAUAUUUAUAUUGUACUGAAACAACAAAGCGUCCCAUGUUUAUUCAAAUAAAAUAAAACAUAGUUUGUCUAUAGAUGCCUUGCAUUUGGUUGGUAUUUUACACUAGUUUCAGCAUAACAAAAAACUAAAAAAUAUACAUUUUGGCACA